AUGGAUCCUCUUGUGGAAGAUAACAACGCCGAGGCGCCUAGCCUCAACCUCCUUGGCCAGGCAGCGGCCCGGCUACUCGAAUACGGCAACAACGCCAGCAACAACUUGCAGGAAACGUUCACUAAAAUGACGCUUCAAGGAUGGAUCCGCCUUACUGUCAUUGUCGGCGGCUACCUCCUGCUACGCCCAUACAUCCUGAAGCUGUCUGUCAAGACCGCGGUGUCCAAGAUGGAGGAAGAGGACGAGAGAGAGAGAGCCAAGGCUGCCGCCAUGACCCCCAACGAGCUGAGGGGCGCCAAGCAGCAGCUUGAGGAGCAUCUCGAGGAUGACAACGGCGAAGGCACAGGCGCUGACUGGGGUCAGAAGGCUAGAGUGCGGCAGCGAACCAUGCUGAAGGAGAUGCUGGAGGCGGAGGAGCAGCGACGGAUGGAGGAGGAGGAAGACGACAAGGACAUUGCCGAGUUUUUGGAAGACUAA
Messenger RNA from Cordyceps fumosorosea ARSEF 2679, 477 nucleotides. RefSeq lists its product as hypothetical. Bases 1 to 477 code for a protein of 158 amino acids. The transcript has a single exon. NCBI's taxonomy places the organism in Eukaryota, Fungi, Ascomycota, Sordariomycetes, Hypocreales, Cordycipitaceae. The record is from RefSeq and is a predicted model, not a curated record. Gene Ontology annotation, biological process: protein transport.